ACAGCAAAAACUUCCACAGCAAAAACGACACCAAAAGGUCAGCAAAACACAAAGAAUAAAACCACUCCCACAACACCACCCCAGAGGUCAACAAAUACUCAACCCAAUAGAAAAACUCGCCCCACUAGCACCGCUGAAAAAACGUCUACAAAAACGACAUCAAAAGGCAAUGAUAAAGGACAUACCACCACAACAAAUGCGAUGUCAGCUAAAGAAUUUGAGAAACGUCUCAAAGCGUUUGACAACAAGACGUUUUCACGAUAUUGGGAAGUUUUCAAGAAGGUUUUGAAACAAAAAGGUCAGCAAUUAGAAAAAUCUUCCCCACCCACAAAAGUCACCACUACCAAAAAAGGUUCAAAAAAGUCCCCAACUCAGUCAGAAAAAUCUUCCCCAAGCAAAAAAGUCACCACUGCCAAAGAAGGUCCAAAAAAGUCCCCAACUCAGUCAGGAAAGGAUUCCGUAACUACAAAGACCGACACGACCACUACCAAAGCAGGAGAUAACAUGAAAAACAGUAUUGGUAGUAAUGGUGGCAACGACCAUGCUAAGUCAGGGCCAAAGUUUCCAUCCAAAACGCCCGAGUCGAGUCAUUUUGCUGUCGUGUUUCUGGUUUUGAUCGCCUUGUUAUUUGGCCUGUAUGCUUUGUAUCACAACAGACAGAAGAUAAUAGCAGUUGUUGUCGAGGGACGUUCCGGACACGGUCGUAGUGCCCGCGAGCGCUAUAGAAAACUGGAUAAUUCACCCGAAGAUAACGAAGUUCGAAUUAAAAACAGUAAUGAAGUAUAUGUGUACUAAGUUAUUGUAACUACUCUUAACCACCACCCCCCAACCUCUCUCCUGUUUUUUUUUUAUUAAUUUUGUUAAACCUUGCAAAGUUCAACCCUUGGUUGGCCGUGUUUAACCACGUUGACUUAACUAUACCCGCGUUCUUAGCCUACAUUUGCAUUUGAGCCUGGAAAAUUAAAGUUUAUACAUUCACUGAAAAUCUUUAUAAUUAUUAUUAAGCAAGAAAACAUAGGGACACUGAUAAAGAAGAUAGCUGUAUAAUUUAACUAUGAAUAACGUGGGGUUUUUUAUUAGAUUUGAUAAAAUUUGUAGAUCCUUCGAAAUGGUGAGAUCUGUAGGUGCACAACAAGACACUGACGAGAUUGAUUUUAGUUUUGAAAAUAGUUAAAUUUGACGCAAACUUUGUGAAGAACUUUAUAAAUGUUAUAUUGUUUCUAUAGGUAAUAACUAUAAUAAAUAGUGUUCGAAAAUCA
Messenger RNA from Dendronephthya gigantea, 1259 nucleotides. RefSeq names its product trans-Golgi network integral membrane protein TGN38-like. The coding region runs from base 202 to 795 and encodes 197 amino acids. NCBI's taxonomy places the organism in Eukaryota, Metazoa, Cnidaria, Anthozoa, Malacalcyonacea, Nephtheidae. The record is from RefSeq and is a predicted model, not a curated record. The transcript is spliced from 12 exons.